UACGCUCAGUUCUAUCGUCUCUUACUAUUCCAUCUACCCUUUCACCCAAAACUCCAAAACGACCCUGACUUUGCCAUCACCCAACACCACCCACCUUCCACCUUCCGGCACCGGUUUCCGGCAACCCGGCACCGUCCUUCCUUCUUUCUCAAUCGUUUAGUUCUGGUAAAGUUCUUGUCCGAGGAUUCCCCGUCAAAAGUUGGGUUGACAUCGCAAGAUAAUCUUGAAGCAAAGGCAUCAUCGAUGUUGUGCUCAAGUACUAAUGAAUCUAUUGAUUUACCUCCUGGGUUUGAAAGCAGAUAUAUCCUGAACCAAUCAAAGGUUGAAUUCUCCCACAUUUCCCAGAUAAAAUGGAAAUUCCCUCUCCCGUUUGUUUUCAGUUCCGAUUGGUUAGUUGCAGCUGGUGAAGAAAGUAGGGAGAAAGAGGUUCAGAAGCUGAGAGAAAUGAGAGUGCUUGAAGCAGUUUAUCCCCGACCCUCUGCCAUUCCACCUAGCCCUUCUGUUUCUUUGGAUGUAGAAGAGGGAGAUUAUGACGAUAACGUUACUCCUCUCAUUCCUAUCAUUCCCAUCGAGGAAGAACAGUCUAAGCAUAUUUUGCCAGUGAACGUUCACUCCAAUGUUCAGUCACAUAAUUUGCAUCAACAUAGUUCGAAUCAAAACACCCCUUGUACUGUCUCCUCGGAUGCUUCUGUAAUGCCUUUAGCUGGGGUAUCUUCUGUUUUGGAAGCUGACUUAUCAGCAGCCUCUGAUGUUGUGGCAGCCAUCUUGAAGAGUAAUGGGCAAGGAGGCCUAAUUGAUAUGGAUCUACUCGUUAAAAUAUUUAAUGACCCAAAAAUGAUUGAGAAUUUGAUUAGUGAACAUAGAUUCGCAGCCACCACUGUAAGUGCAUCUUCAAAUGCUGUGGUAAAACCCACUGCUGGAUUGAAAGCUGUUAUUCCGUCAGUUUCUUUGUAUACAUCUACAUCUGAUGUGACAGCUUCUAUGAAUACAAGUACCAUGGGUUUAUUACCUUUUGGCUUGAAGCCUGCAACUCCAUCAGUUUCAUCCAACCGUUCUGGGUUGAAGCCGGCAACUCCGUCAGUUUCAUCUUUGAAUCCUACAUCCGGUAAGCCAGCAACUGUGUUGGCUCCUGUAAUGCCAUCAUUUUCAAGGGCGAAUUCUGUCCAUGAUAAGCCAGCAACUGCAUCAGUUCCAUUGUCUAUGUCAGGGUCUGGUAAACCAGUAUCCCCAUCUGUUUUUUUCCCCACACCUGCACCUCAUUUGUAUAGACCUGUCAACCAAAAUUUCCACAUGUCAAAUGGAAUGCCAACUUCUUCAAAUACCCAUCCCCAGCCAGAUUCAUUUCUGGCACCUGGGGUGAAGCGGCCUGCAUCGUUUGGUUUUCCUUCCAUUUCUUCUAGUGAAUUAAGCAUUCCAUUGCCUCACCCUACUGGGAACUUGCAUACUGUUUUCAAUAAUGCACAAACCACUGCUAGUACAAAGCCUUAUCAACCCAAUGUAGGUUCAGCAUCUGCUGUAAAGGAUGCUAACUAUUAUAAAAACCUCAUUAGGCAACAUGGUGUAGAUGGGCAAGAAAAGCCAGAGUCACAAAUAGAUAUGAAAUUGGUACAUAACAAUAACCAAGGAGAAGUGAAACCCAAAAUCCCGAAACCAUGCAUAUACUUUAAAAGCUCAAGGGGGUGCAGGAAUGGUGUGUAUUGCCCCUAUCAGCAUGAUGUUUCAGCUCAGUUUGGAGCUGGUAACAUCCUAGGGGUCCACAGUGCAAAAAGAUUUAAAUUUGGUUCAGAAAUUUAGGGUGAGAGCAUAAUUUUAAGUGACAUUUUUCAAUGGUAAAAACUAUAAACCUUUCUUUUAACCCUGUAAAGAACAUGGAAACAGAGAGGAGGUUGAAACAGAGCAGGGAGUGAGUAAGAGUGCGACAUUUCCAAGUUUUUGUAGUUGUGCUUGGAAUUGGUGGCCAGAUUUUGGUAUGAUUGUGGGCCUUACAGCUGGGUCCAAGGUUUUGAGUUUUUUGACAUGGUCUUUUAAAUCAACCGAAGUAUGUUUUUGACAAAUUGGUAUUUUCUUUUUUGUAGUUUGGUGAGAUAUCCGCAGAAUGGGUCCAAUGAAGUGGUGGUCCAUCCAAUGAGUA
Cicer arietinum (chickpea) is the source of this 2131-nucleotide messenger RNA. Its product is annotated as zinc finger CCCH domain-containing protein 6-like. The record is from RefSeq and is a predicted model, not a curated record. Lineage: Eukaryota; Viridiplantae; Streptophyta; Magnoliopsida; Fabales; Fabaceae. Gene Ontology annotation, molecular function: metal ion binding.